AUGGCCGACAAAUCUCAGAAUCCCGUGGACCGAAGUCAUCGUCCAGCGAGCGACAACCUCCCAGUUUCGGAUGGCUCACAACCCGUUGCUACUACCACGUCCUCCUCCACUGUCGACCCUCCAGCCACGCAAUCACCACUGCCUCCCCACUGGGAAGAACUCUCCAACAGCGAAGGCCGAACCUACUAUGCCAACCACGCCACUCGAACCACCAGCUGGCAGAGACCAGGUCCCUCUCCGGACUCAGGUCUACCCAACCCUAUGGGCGAGCUGCCGGCAGGAUGGGAGAUAUUGCGGAAUGCCCAGGGUGUGGCAUACUUUGCGGAUCAUAAUACGCACACCGCGACGUGGGAUGAUCCCAGGGCUUUGUAG
Zymoseptoria tritici IPO323 is the source of this 372-nucleotide messenger RNA. RefSeq lists its product as uncharacterized. The record is from RefSeq and is a predicted model, not a curated record. Gene Ontology annotation, biological process: hippo signaling; positive regulation of transcription by RNA polymerase II. The coding region runs from base 1 to 372 and encodes 123 amino acids. NCBI's taxonomy places the organism in Eukaryota, Fungi, Ascomycota, Dothideomycetes, Mycosphaerellales, Mycosphaerellaceae. Gene Ontology annotation, molecular function: transcription coactivator activity; protein binding. The transcript has 2 exons. Gene Ontology annotation, cellular component: cytoplasm; nucleus.